Talaromyces amestolkiae is the source of this 1473-nucleotide messenger RNA. RefSeq lists its product as uncharacterized. Gene Ontology annotation, biological process: regulation of DNA-templated transcription. Bases 1 to 1473 code for a protein of 490 amino acids. Gene Ontology annotation, molecular function: zinc ion binding; DNA-binding transcription factor activity, RNA polymerase II-specific. The record is from RefSeq and is a predicted model, not a curated record. Lineage: Eukaryota; Fungi; Ascomycota; Eurotiomycetes; Eurotiales; Trichocomaceae. The transcript has 2 exons.
AUGCCAGACACAGCAAGCGGAAAGGUCAAAGCGAGCAGGGCAAGUGCCCCUAAGAGAAGAACCGGAUGCGGGACUUGCAAGAUCCGGCACAAACGAUGUGACGAAGCUAAGCCUAUCUGCCAGAACUGCAGCAAGACUGGACGGGUUUGUGAUGGAUACAUUGACGGCGUAACCGGGCAGCAGUAUGGCGGCCAUCCGACUCGUACUUCGAGGUCCGUUUCGCCUCUCCCUAGGUUCUCUUCGCCCGGUCUUUUUAACGACCAACAAGAAGCUCAGGGGUUCCGCUUCUUCAUUGAUGGAACUGGUCCCCAGCUCGGAGUAAGUAUGGGAAAUAAGAAUUGGUCCACACCUCUGCUCCAGCUUGGGCAACAAAAUUCGGCAAUCCGUCAUGCAGCUAUUGCUGUGGGGAUCAUGAGCAAGAGAUUCGAAGCCAAUGAACUAUCCGUAACAGCAGACGCACACGCAAAGGACCUCAGUAGCCUUGCAUUGACACAGUACUCUAAGGCUAUUGGUCAAUUGCGGCUACUACUUGACACUAGUCCUGGCGACAAAUCCGUCUUGCCCCAUAAUGCUCUCGCGUGUUGUAUUCUGCUCAUGUUGUUCGAGUUCCUGCAGGGUAAUGCAGAUGGGGUCCGACUCCAUCUGGCUAAUGCCGUGAAGCUCACGGGGCCCGCUCAUACCAGCCCUCUGGGCCAGCAUCUACUCUCCCUUUUGGUUUCCUUGGACAUGGCCAGUGUUUUGUGGUUGAAUCUAGACCGUGCCCAUACCGAUGCUUCGCUCCCAUUCCCCCAGCUUCAGACUUGUGCAGUGCCCUUACAGCCGCAUGCCAAUCUGGAAACACUAUGUUACGAACUUGCCGGUAUUGGAAAUGAUAUAAUGGCCUUUAGCCACAACGUCGUACGCACACGACAACGAACACCAGGCUCUGGUCGUGAAGAUUUGCUUCAGAUCCAGAAAACUAUUCAAUCACAGUUAGAUCUGUGGUAUCAAUCUUUUUCGAAUACCCGGCCCACCGUCAAUGAUGUGAUGGAGAGUCGUCAUUUCUUGCUUCGGGCGAAUUAUCUAUUUCUUACGUUGAAACUCGAUAUCAUCAACAUACACAACAGAUCCUCUGCAGUCGCGGCUCGAAAGAAAGUCCCUCACGAAUCGAGAAAUUUGAAGCUUACUCAGUUCUCUGAAAUCCUAGACUUGGCUGAAGCGGCUCUGGAGACUAAAUAUCCAUCAACUCGCUACGAUGCUUUUACCGGCGAGAAAGCGCUAGAGCCUACCGGCCUCUUACCGCUCUUUUCGUUUCGAACCAGCUUCAUUUUGCCCAUCUUUUUUGUCGCGCAGAAUGGUCCUGAUACGAAUUUACGCUGGCGCGCUGUUAGGAUACUAUCUGAAAGACCUUGGCGUGAAGGGGCAUGGGAUUCAGCCGCUAUGGCGGCGAUUGCGGAACGUUCACUGAGGGCUCAAACUCCUAUCGAUCCUUAG